AUGGCUGGGGCGCGCAGGCUGCUGCUGCUGCUCUAUCUGUGGCUGAGCUGCUUCUGCGUGAGUCUGGCGCAGGGAGAAAGAUUGAAGCAGCAUUUCCCUGAGCUCCGCCAAGCUGUAACAGGCGGCCGCACGGCAGGUGGCCUGGGUCCGGAGCUGCAGCCGCACGACAAGGUGUCGGAGCACAUGCUGCGGCUCUAUGACAGAUACAGCGGCGGCGGCAAGGUCCAGGCGGCGCGGACGCCAGGCUCCCGGGAGCAGGGCUCGCAGCCAGCGCGUCCCCAGCCCCUCCGCGAAGGCAACACGGUUCGCAGCUUUCGAGCCGGAGCGGCAGGAACCCUAGCAAGCAAGGGACUGCAUAUUUUUAAUGUGACUUCUCUAACCAAGUCUGAAAAUAUUUUGUCUGCCACACUGUACUUCUAUAUUGGAGAGCUAGUGAACAUCAGCCUGAGUUGUUUAAUGUCCCGAGGAUGCUCACAUCAUACUCAGAGGAAACACAUUCAGAUAGACCUCUCUGCAUGGACCCUCAAAUCCAGCAGAAACCAAAGUCAACUCCUGGGUCAUCUGUCAGUAGAUGUAACCAAACCCAAUCGAGACAUCACAUCCUGGCUAUCUAAAGACAUCACUCAACUCUUAAGGAAGGCCAAGGAAAAUGAGGAGUUCCUCAUAGGAUUUAACAUUACCUCCAAAGGACACCAGCUGCCAAAGAGGAUGUUACCUUUUCUGGAACCUUAUAUCUUGGUAUAUGCCAAUGAUGCUGCCAUUUCUGAGCCAGAAAGUGUGGUAUCUAGCUUACAGGGACACCGGAAUUUCCCCACUGGAGCUGUGCCCAAACUGGAUAGCCACAUCAGAGCUGCUCUUUCUGUUGAACGGAGGAAGAAGCGCUCUACUGGGGUCUUGCUGCCUCUGCAGAACAAUGAGCUUCCUGGGGCAGAAUAUCAGUAUAAGGAGGAUGGGGUAUGGGAGGAGAGAAAGCCUUACAAGACCCUUCAGACUCAGUCCCCUGAGAAAAGUAAGAGCAAAAAGAAACAGAGAAAGGGACCUCACCAGAAGAGCCAGACGCUCCAGUUUGAUGAACAGACCCUGAAGAAGGCAAGAAGAAAGCAAUGGAUUGAACCUCGGAAUUGUGCUAGAAGAUAUCUUAAAGUAGACUUUGCGGAUAUUGGCUGGAGUGAAUGGAUUAUCUCCCCCAAGUCCUUUGAUGCUUAUUAUUGCUCCGGAGCAUGCCAAUUCCCCAUGCCAAAGUCUUUGAAGCCAUCAAAUCAUGCUACCAUCCAGAGUAUAGUGAGAGCUGUUGGGGUUGUUCCUGGGAUUCCUGAGCCUUGCUGUGUACCAGAAAAGAUGUCCUCACUCAGUAUCUUGUUCUUUGAUGAAAAUAAGAAUGUAGUGCUUAAAGUCUAUCCUAACAUGACAGUAGAGUCUUGUGCUUGCAGAUAA
Cynocephalus volans (Philippine flying lemur) is the source of this 1434-nucleotide messenger RNA. It is a transcript of the gene BMP3, whose product is annotated as bone morphogenetic protein 3. NCBI's taxonomy places the organism in Eukaryota, Metazoa, Chordata, Mammalia, Dermoptera, Cynocephalidae. The coding region runs from base 1 to 1434 and encodes 477 amino acids. Gene Ontology annotation, biological process: osteoblast differentiation. Gene Ontology annotation, cellular component: extracellular region. The transcript has 3 exons. The record is from RefSeq and is a predicted model, not a curated record. Gene Ontology annotation, molecular function: growth factor activity; cytokine activity.